Molecule: messenger RNA, 1545 nt
Organism: Nicrophorus vespilloides
Lineage: Eukaryota; Metazoa; Arthropoda; Insecta; Coleoptera; Silphidae
Product: chondroadherin-like protein
Exons: 4
Coding region: 86-1486 (466 amino acids)
Cellular component (GO): extracellular matrix
Molecular function (GO): protein binding
Source: RefSeq, a predicted model, not a curated record
UGAGAUCGGCUGGAUAAAAAACACAUACAAAUAAAGCAACAACAUUGUGAAUUUCUUUAAGGAAAUACCGAUAAGUGAAGCAACAAUGAAGUUGCUUAUGUUCAAGGUACUUCUGCUGAUGAUGACUUUCGUAUCGGGCGAAGUUUUUCAAAAUUCAACUGGAUUAUGCGAGUCGCAAUGCAAGUGCAACAGCAACGGAAAGAAUUACAACAUCGAUUGUCGUACCAAAGGGAUGAUCAAUGUUCUUGCAAAUUGGCCUGAACCGCCGAAGAACUCGAACACGAUUAUUGGAAUGUUCACCAGGAACAACAUCACCAAUUUGAAAGCGUUUCCUCCCACCAAUCUAUCGUUGGUGGUUUACUUUGAUCACUGCGGAAUUGCAGAACUUGACACAGGUUUGAUGGAGAACUGCAUCCAAAUCAAGCACUUGGAUUUGAGUUACAACAGUAUUAAAGCGAAUCAGCUGCAUUCGGACGUGUUCAAAGGACCGUACAACAAUUCCGUUUACGAGCCAAUAGCUUUGGAGCAUCUCGAUCUUUCCUACAACAAGAUCCAUUCGUUGGAGCAGAAUCUGUUCGAGCAUUUACCCAAUUUGAAAUACCUCAAUUUAGAGGGGAAUCACUUCAGGAUCUUUGAUAAACCCUCGGUGAAAUCGUUCCAGAAUUUGAACCAGUUACAACAGCUGUUCUUUGGAGAGAACAGGUUCUUGUAUAUACCGGAAGAAGCGAUGAAGCCUCUGACUGAACUCAUCAUCUUAGAUUUGAGCGGAAACAUCUUCGACUUCGUUCCAAACUCUUUGGUGCAUUUGAAGAAACUGAAGAAACUAUCGGUGGAUAGGAAUCCGAUCAUCGAGUUCACCGAUCAGACUUUCGUCGGUUUAGAUUCGCUCGAGGAGAUUUCAGCGGCCGAUUUGAAGCAGAUGAUGUUUAUUAAGACGAACUCUUUCAUGCCACUGAAGAACUUGAGGAAAAUCAAUUUAUCUGGAAUGAACGUUACGAAUAUUGAGGAUGAAGCUUUCGGGGAUAUCAGACAUAUUAGAGAGUUGAAUUUGAGCAACUGCAAUCUUCAAUCGCUUCCUGUUAAACUAGUGGAUUGGUCCGUGUUGAACGUCCUGGAUUUGAAGAAGAACAACUUUUACUGCGAAUGCGAUCUCUUCAACAUUACCACACGAUUGUCGGCAGAUAUUAAGCGGGACAAGGAGGGACCUUAUUGCCACGACUUCAAAAGCGAAAAGCAAUACGAGGUGUACUCUUUAGGAUCAGACGUUUGCUUCGAACAGGAUAACAUCCUGAAUUGGUCAGGGGAUGGAUCGUCUAGCGACAUGAGGAUCAUAAGAACUUCUCUGAUAAUGCUCAGCAUUCUUCUGAUCAUGUCCGUUGUGGUGGCCUUCUGGUUAGCUUACAACAAAUUGGUGCUCUACAAAAGGAACCGAAGCUACCCCUUCGCCAGUUCCGUCAUGUACAAUCCAAUUCUAACGAAUAAUUGAGGAAGUAACAACUUUUUUUUUUAUUAUAACCGAAAAGAACAAAAAACACUAACCUGUGA